This is a messenger RNA of Aphanomyces invadans, 2301 nucleotides long. RefSeq lists its product as hypothetical. The record is from RefSeq and is a predicted model, not a curated record. Lineage: Eukaryota; Oomycota; Saprolegniomycetes; Saprolegniales; Verrucalvaceae. The transcript has 10 exons. The coding region runs from base 12 to 2069 and encodes 685 amino acids.
CAUGAUUCCACAUGACGAUGGCGGCCCGGCGAAUCGUUGGGGUGGUCAUCGCUGCCGCGGCUGUGGCAUUUGCGGCAUGCCCCACAGCGCCUGCUUCUGGAAGAAUAUGCAACGGACGUGGAGAUUGCACUCCUCUCGGUGCAUGCAAGUGCGACCCAUCGGCGUUCGGCUUUGAUUGCUCCCAACUGCGAUGCCCAUCGGGGCUGGCAUGGUCGGGCGAUGCCGUUGGCAUCAACCAGAUCCACGUCAACGCCGAGUGUUCGAAUCGGGGUCUGUGCAACCGCGAGAAUGGCGAAUGCCACUGCGAUGUCGGGUUCACUGGUGCUUCCUGCGACAAACUGGCAUGUCCAAAUCAGUGCACCAACAACGGUCGAUGCGUCUCCAUGUCGCAGCUGGCGCUUUUGCGCAGUCCAAAUGAGCAAACUUACACAAGCGUGUGGGACGCCGAAAUGGUCUACGGCUGUCUAUGCGAUCGCGGCUCGGCUGGCGUGGAUUGCGAAUGGGCUACGUGCCCUUUGGGAGACGAUCCCAUGACGUUAGCCCAAGUCAACGAAGUGCAACUUCUACGGUGUACGGCGACGGCAGGUUCUUUCGUGUUGAAGUUGCGGGGCGAGUCCACGACAAGUCUCGCUGUCUCGACUACAGCUGCUCAAUUGAAGUCCGCUUUGCAAAAUGUGGCGCCGUUUGGAACCGUUCGAGUCACAUACUCGUUUGGGGCAACUCUAUGUGAUGCAUCCGGCCGCAACGUGGUGUCUGUCGAGUUUACAUCCGUCUUCGGCCCGCAACCGUCCAUGCUGGCCGUGACAACAGAGCGCGGGCAAUCAACAUUGACGGGUAACGUGGUCACUGGGGCAGGCGGGGCUGCGAUUGGGACAACAGUAAGCAUCCGGGGCACCAAGGAAUACGCUCCGUGCAGCAACCGUGGCUAUUGCAAUCCGAAAACGGGACAAUGCGCGUGUUAUAUUUACCCGAUGCCGGGGUUUCGAUCGAGCGACGGCUACGGCAAAGUGGGACAUCGGGGCGAUUGCGGGGCCCCGGAUAACACCAACUUUUACGGGGGGGCCAUCAAAGGAUGUCCCGGCUACAUUCCGUGCAGUGGCCAUGGGACGUGUUCUGGCGCCCCAUCUUUCACUUGCGCUUGUGCCGUGGGCUGGACCACCGGCGAUUGCUCGAUGCGCGAUUGCCCCAAGGGCACGUCGUGGUUUUCGCUUCCGUCAAGGACGAAUGAGGCACACACCGUGAGGACGACGUGCUCGGAUGGGGGCACGUGCGACCCCAUCACUGGGGAAUGCGAAUGCUUUCCUCCCUUCGAAGGCCCUUCGUGCAAUCUCAUGCAAUGCCCAAAAGGCGACAGCGUGUACGAGUGCAGUGGCCAUGGCAACUGUCUGUCGCUCCAAGCGCUAGCGCAGGCCACAAUGACACGCGACUGGACCCCCGCCGGGUUCUCCUAUGGCCUGGACUCAAACAGCCCGCACACGUGGGAUGCUCUGCGAAUUCAAGGCUGCCAAUGUGACCGCGGUUACAUGGGCCACGACUGCAGCCUGAAACGAUGCCCACAGGGAGACGAUCCUCUAACGCUCGAACAAGUGAACGACGUUCAAGCUUUUCAAUGCGCGGCCGACUCUGGCUCGUUCCAAUUGUCCUUUCGCGGCGAGUCGUCGCCACAGAUACCGUUCAACGCAAACUUGGCCGCAGUGCUGGCCGCGGUCCAAACCAUCCCGACCAUCACGGACAUUGUGCUUUCGUUUUCGCAACGUGGGGGCGGCGCAUGCGUCGGUGGUAACGUCGUGACGAUGACGUUUGUUCAAGAUUUUGGCAAUUUGCCCCGGCUGCAAGUCCUGGACCAAGGGCUGAGUUUGAAUGGGGUGACCAGGGCCGGCCAGACGAUUGUGACCAAGGUCCAGAACGGCACAAAAGAAAAUGCCGUGUGUUCGAACCACGGCGUCUGCGAUUAUUCCACGGGCGUAUGUCAGUGUGGAUUUGGCUUUGGCAGCUCAGACGGGUAUGGCCAGCCCGGGACGCGGGGGGAUUGCGGCUACCUCAAGCCAUGGCAGGUUGUUGUAAGUUAGCGAAAUACCUCGCCGACGAAGAACGGUUGUUUAGUCAGUACAUGUAGUAGUUAAUCGAUCGGGAUUUUGGACGUGUGGUAGAGCCGUGUCAAGAGCUGGCGACAAUGGACGUAUGGAUUGUCCAGCACCCGCUCGUCGCUAACGUCCUGCGCCUGCAGGUGGAGGUCCUUGAGCGCUGCAAAGUACACGUCCUUGUUGGUGCCUCGCACCAUCGACACUAUCAGCUCGGCCA